AGCAGAGUGCGGAAGUGGUAGCUGUUUUGGGUGCAUUCAUAGCACUGAUACAGCCAUGAGAGCACUCGUGGAUGUGUUGUGCAUUGCGAGUGGUCAUUAACAGAGGAGAAAUGGCAAAUAACCAGUUUCUCAGCCUAACAUGAGGUGUUAUUAAACGACCGUCUGACGCCGACGGAACCUGAGGACCCGCCGGGAAACAUUAGCGUAGCAUAAUAGUCCUGCUAACUUGUAGCGAAACACUAGCAGAGGAGCAGCCAUGGCAGAGGCCGGAGCUCAUCUCACCUCCACCACUGUGAAUGAGCAGCCGUCAGUCUUUGAGGUCCUGGCGCAGGAGUCUCUGAUGGAAGCAGUGAAACCUGCACUGAGACACGCUGUCAAGGUUCUAGCAGAGUCCAACCCAUCCCGUUUUGGCUUUCUGUGGCGAAACUUCGAUGAGCUCUACCUGCUGCUGGACCUCCUCCUUCAGAACCACUUCCUGUCUCACUGCAGCGCCUCCUUCUCUGAGAACUUCUACGGCCUGAAAAGAGUUUCAGGAGGAUGGGGAUUUCCUGUUCGCCUGGGGCUGCGCGGGAAGUCACACUGGAGAUCUCUUCUUCUUCUGUGCCUGGUUCCGUACCUGCGAGCCAAGCUGGAGUCGACGCUGGCACAGCAGAGGGACGAAGAGGACUUCUCCAUCCAACUGGCACAGACCAGGAGCCAGAAACUGUACCGGGCAGCCGUAGCAGCGUACCCGUACGUCAGCACAGCCUGGCAGGCCUGGGUCUUCUGCCAGCAGCUGCUCUUUGUCUUUGGAGUUGCUAGGACCCAUAGUCCUCUGCUGUGGCUGGCCAGGGUGAGACUGGCACGACUUAAUGCCCAAGAUAUCAGAGACAUGGAGCUGAAGAUCAGCAACACCGGCAACUCAGCUGACAAGAGCCUGGUGCAGAGAGUGUGGUGGCUGAUCUCACAAGCAGCGAGGGGCGUUGCUGUUUCCCUCUCCACCUCUCUCUCCCUGGGCGUCUUCUUCCUGCAGUUCCUGGAGUGGUGGUACUCCUCUGACAACCAGAGCACUGUGAAAACCCUCACCUCCCUGCCUACUCCUCCACCCCCUCUCCACCUGCGGGAGGAGCGCAACUGUGGGGAUUCUCAGUUCGUCUCGGCCAAGCACAGCAAAGAACCUCGGCUGGGCCCGGACAGCAGGAACUGUCCUCUGUGCCGGAGGCUCUGCACAAACACCACCGUGCUGUCCACCUCAGGCUUUGUCUUCUGUUACCGCUGCAUCUACACGUAUGUGAAAGCCAAACGCUGCUGCCCUGUCACCGGAUAUCCCACUGAACUGCAGCACCUCAUCAAGAUAUACUCACCGGAGACCUAGACCACAGUGACAACAUAUGUAGAGCAUAUGUUAGAGUCCCCCUUUAAUCAGCAACAGUGGCCUUGUUUUUAAAAGGUGAAACUCUCAGCAGUCUGUGCCAGUUCAGUUGGUUUCUCUCUGCAGCCCUGUGUUCAAUGAGCUGUAGGACUCUGUGCUUGAAUUACUGUAUGUUUUUUGGGAUAAAAACAUUGUGUUUUUCCCAUAGACUUUCCAGUCUUUACUACAUUUGUCAGGGAUACGAGCUAAUUUAGAUGUGAAGCGUAACUUCUACGUCAGAGUGAAUAUUUAAACAUUCAGUAAAUGAUCAUCUCUCAGUGGUAACAGGAGUAUCUAAUAUCUCAACUGCAGUAAUUGGAAAAUGUUGUCUUUGGAGGACACCUUUAACACCCCCAAAUCCAAUACAUGUAUGGUGAGUCAACAAGAACGGCCAAACUCUUAGGAGUUAAGCUAGCCAGUGGCAGAUUAGUGGCCUAAGUCCAAAACCCAAAUAUGUUUAAGCAUCACAAAAAGAAAAUCAUCACAUCUUCACAUUCAACAUGCUGUAACCAGUGAUUUUUGCAUAAACGACUUGACAAUUAAUUAUCAUAA
Messenger RNA from Lates calcarifer (barramundi perch), 1942 nucleotides. It is a transcript of the gene pex12, whose product is annotated as peroxisomal biogenesis factor 12. Gene Ontology annotation, molecular function: zinc ion binding; ubiquitin-protein transferase activity; protein binding. Gene Ontology annotation, biological process: protein import into peroxisome matrix; protein monoubiquitination. NCBI's taxonomy places the organism in Eukaryota, Metazoa, Chordata, Actinopteri, Centropomidae. Bases 257 to 1354 code for a protein of 365 amino acids. Gene Ontology annotation, cellular component: peroxisomal membrane; peroxisomal importomer complex. The record is from RefSeq and is a predicted model, not a curated record. The transcript has 4 exons.